AUGCCCAUGUUGUUCACCUGGCUGUCACAGAUGGGCUCUACCGCCGUGGUCACCGAGAAGAGCUGGCGUUGUGUUGAGGAUGGAGACUAUUGGUCAGUCGGGGUGAGAGAAGAAAUCUACAAGAGCGUGGAGCAAAUUUUGCCAGGCAUUUCCACAAAUCAAGGCGCGUCUGCUCGGCCUACAGCAACGGAACAGUCUGAGGAACGAGGCCCGACACUUCGCACUAAACGACACUGUUCAGGAAUCUGGAGCGGCUGGGACGAUCUCUACCGCAGCAAUUCCAAGAUAGUCACAUCAGGUGCAGACGCGGAGAUAAGUGCGUUUUUUGGCGAACCCCUCAUUGCCCUCAGAAGUUCCUCUCCAGUGGUGAAAAGCAAACCAGCAGCGUUUUCCUCUGCUGGCUCCAACGGCAAAAAUCUAUCUCUGUCCGCCACCAACUACUGUGCCCAGUGA
Messenger RNA from Knipowitschia caucasica, 453 nucleotides. The record is from the annotation of a GenBank genome assembly. NCBI's taxonomy places the organism in Eukaryota, Metazoa, Chordata, Actinopteri, Gobiiformes, Gobiidae.